Messenger RNA from Opisthorchis viverrini, 745 nucleotides. RefSeq lists its product as hypothetical. Gene Ontology annotation, cellular component: membrane. Lineage: Eukaryota; Metazoa; Platyhelminthes; Trematoda; Opisthorchiida; Opisthorchiidae. Gene Ontology annotation, molecular function: electron transfer activity; succinate dehydrogenase activity. Gene Ontology annotation, biological process: mitochondrial electron transport, succinate to ubiquinone; tricarboxylic acid cycle. The record is from RefSeq and is a predicted model, not a curated record. The transcript is spliced from 3 exons. Bases 24 to 617 code for a protein of 197 amino acids.
AGUGUGCUAAGUCUUUCGGCGCGAUGUCCCUUUCCUCUGUCUUGUUGGGGUUUUCUUGUAAACGAGUGACUCCGUUAUUGUGUAAACGCUUACACACCGGGACAACUACUGGCCAGAAAGGUUUACUACGACUGAAUGGAUCUCUUCGAGGGAUUAUCAAGGUUAACAAGGGGAGCACCAGCCAGCAGGUUCGUGACCAGGCGGAACGGGAAAUGCAGUCCUUUUGGGAAAGGAACAUUACGAAAAAGCGUCCUUGGUCUCCUCACCUUCAGAUUUACUCACCCCCUGCUGUGAUGCGUUUUUCGUUCCUUCACCGUGCCACGGGUAUCGCUAUGGCUCUAGUCUGGGCGGCUGUCGGAUGUGGAGCCUUCUUCUUCACGGGUCAGUAUGAUCAAAUGCUGGAGUAUGUGCGGAAUCUCCAACUUGGAUCGACCAUCAUAACCAGCUGCAAAUUCGUCCUUUGUUAUCCUCUUGUAUACCACUACCUUAAUGGUAUGCGUCAUCUGGCCUGGGAUUAUGCCAUCGGUUUCCCCAUCAAGACUUGCAAUACAACGGGAGCAAUAGUCACCGCAUUGUCUCUCAUUAUUGCUGCCGGGUUGGCUGUUCUCAGAGUUUAGUAGUUCGACCUGACUGAUGCGUGAAUACCAAUUAUCCGCGUGAUCACCAUUCUUUGUUCCACAUCCAGAGCACGUGUAUGCUUAGUUCGUUUUGUGUCACUUUUUUCAGUAAUAUAACCCUCUCAAGC